Molecule: messenger RNA, 1413 nt
Organism: Chenopodium quinoa (quinoa)
Lineage: Eukaryota; Viridiplantae; Streptophyta; Magnoliopsida; Caryophyllales; Amaranthaceae
Product: titin-like
Exons: 9
Coding region: 1-1413 (470 amino acids)
Source: RefSeq, a predicted model, not a curated record
AUGUCAAGAUCAAGGCCAGAGAAAAAUCAAUCAAUAAGUGAACAAGAGAAGGAAACUUCAAAAAUAGAUGAUGCAUCAACAAAUCAAGGAAAUCAAUCACCUAAGAAAGACACAAGAGAGGUUGAACAACUACAACCAAAAAAGGAUGCAGCAGGAAAUCAAUCAACUGAAGAUGAGCCUCCAAAAGAGGCUACAGCAAAGGAUCAGCCUACACAACAAGUGAAGGCUAUAGCAGAGGAUGAGCCUCCAGCAGAGGAAGAGCCUCCAAAAGAGGAUGAGCCUCCAGCAGCCGUUGAAGAAACACAUUCAUACAUAAUGCAAAAGAAAAAAUUAAAAGUGUCAACUCAAGGAAUACUAAAAAAACUGACAAAAAACUGGAAAACUGCUCCUGUUAGCAAGGUCAUUGCUGCUAAAAAGGCCCUGCUACAACUGUUGAUACUGCUGGAAAAGCCACUGCUGCUGAAAUGGCCCCAGCUACAACUACUGAAAAGUCCUCUGCUGCAGAAAAAUCCCAUGCAACAAGUUCUGCAAAUGCACAACAGAAGGCCCCUGCUGAAAUUAAAAAAAAUCCUAUUAGGUGGUGAAGAAAUUGAGAUUGAGGAUGAAACAGAAGAAGAAUUGGAAAGACAAGAAGAAUUGCAAAGGGAUGAGGAGUUGACAAGAAUAUUGAGAGGUAUAAAACCUGUUGAAGAGUUAAAUUUGUCUCAAAAGAGUGAAGAAUCUUCACAAAAUUCAAAGCAACCAAGAAGGAAAAUGGUUGCAAGGAAAAAUCAAAAGAAAAAAGAAUUGGAAGAAAAUCAGAAAAAACAGGAAUAUGAACAAUCACCAGCAAGAAGAACAAGAAGUAAAUCACGAGAUGUUAAGUUGCCUGACAUAUCAGCUAUAGCAACAGCUGCUGCAGCAAUUGCUGAAAACCUACCAGCAGCAACAACACCCAAAAAACCUAGGCGUCCAAGGGUUGCAACUGCAGUUGCAGAGAAACCUGUUGAGAAAACAGGGCGUACAAGGGCUGCAGUUAUUGGGAAAGCAGGUGGUCAGAAAAGACCUGCUGUAUCAGCCAAAAGUCCUGCAAAAAAAAGAAAAGUCAUAGAUCAAGUGCCUUAUGAUGAACCAUCAGAGGAUGAAGAACAAGAAGAAGUCCCUGCAAUAAGUUCUGCUCCUGCAGAAAAGAAAAUUCUUAAAAAAGUAGAACAAAAAGACAGUGAGGAUCCAGCUUUUGAUGCUGAAAAAGAAGAAGAUGAAGAAAGUGAGGAGGUGGAAGUAGUUCAAGAAAAGAAAACAACAUUGAAAAAACCAAAAGCUGAAGAAAAAAGAAUGGUUCUGUAUGAGAGGGAACCAAUAAAAAAGAUUGUGAAGAGGAAAACUGAAUUUUCAGUGGCUAAAAAAAAAAGAAGAGGAGGAAGAAAAGAAUGA